Molecule: messenger RNA, 1327 nt
Organism: Pieris brassicae (large cabbage white)
Lineage: Eukaryota; Metazoa; Arthropoda; Insecta; Lepidoptera; Pieridae
Gene: Rab18
Product: ras-related protein Rab-18
Exons: 5
Coding region: 241-852 (203 amino acids)
Molecular function (GO): GTPase activity; GTP binding
Source: RefSeq, a predicted model, not a curated record
CUGUAAUAAUAAUUUCAUGACGCAAAACAAAAAUAAUAUUUUGAUUUAUUUGCAAUAUUUAAGUUUAAUUAUCUUCGUUAAAAUACGCACUUAAAAAUAAAGAAGAACCUGUUCUGUGGUAUAGCUAGCGAUUGUGUGAACUAAGAGUUAAGACUCCGUGUUUUAAACUUGUGAAGUCUAAGGGGUCUAAUUUCUAUUAAUAAUUGUGUAAAUAGAUUAAAUUUGCUCUUUCUCCACGAUAUGGAUUGCGUUACAACAUUAAAGAUUCUUGUAAUAGGUGAAAGUGGAGUAGGAAAAUCCAGUAUCAUUUUGGCAUUUACAACAGGCAGCUAUAAUGCAUCAUUCCCAGCAACAAUUGGUGUUGAUUACAAAUGUAAAGUUAUGGAAGUGAAUGGUCUAAAAGUUAAGCUUGGUAUUUGGGACACCGCUGGUCAGGAGAGAUAUAGGACAUUGACAAACAGUUUUUACAGAGAUGCACAUGGAGCAAUAUUAGUAUAUGAUGUAUCAGAACCAAAAUCAUUAGCAAAAUUAAAUGAGUGGGUUGAAGAACUGCAAGUGUAUUCAACAAAGAAAAAUAUUGUCUGUCUUGUUGUCGGGAACAAAAUUGAUAAGGAUCGAGUAGUGACUCGUGAAGCAGGCCAGGCAUUUGCGCAGAAACACCGAAUGUUAUUCAUUGAAAGCAGCGCGAAGACACAAGAAGGCAUCAACUUGGCGUUCGAAGAACUUGUACAAAAAAUUAUCGAAACACCUGGUCUUUGGGAGUCGUCAGGGUCAUCUUCGAAUAUUCGUAUCUCGAACGAAGAGCGGAGACAGCAGGAGUCUUCCUGCUAUGACUAUACAUGUUCUAUAUAAUAUUAUUUUAAUGUUCGCUUGGUUGGCUAAUAUCGGCGAAUUCCAUUAUACUAAAUAUAUGUCACGGUACGGUUUUAUUCACUUCGCUUUCACCUCAAAUCAUAAAAUAGUUUAAUUUUACUCUUAUUGUUAAGAGAAUUAAUUGGAUUUCGGUAAUCCUAUGUAAAAAAUGGAAAUAAAUGUAAAUCAAUGAAGGCAUUUUGAUGAACUUUUAGUGUUUAAACUCAGCCCUUGGGGAUUCCUUUAUUUGGUAACAUACAAUAGGUGUUAAUGCAAAUAUAUUGUACAUACAUUGGUUUAUACAGGAUUAAAAAGCAUGUACUUUGCACCAAAAACAUAUAAUCUUCAUUUGAAUAUCCUAUAUAGCCAACCCAAAGUGAUGUUUUUCUGUAAAUAAUUGUGAUAUUUAUGACAUUUGUAUAAUAACAAUAGCUAAUAUAGAACUGGAUUUAAUAAAGUUAAUGCUUUUUAAAUA